AUGCCUCCAAAAAAAGGUAGAACUUCAGCUAGUACACAAGGUACUAAAAAAUCUAUUAGAAAGAAAGCAACAGGGUCACCGCUUCCUAAGUAUAAAGAUUUGAUUGUUGAAGCUGUAUUAAGUCUAGGUGAACGUGGUGGUUCUUCACGGCAAGCUAUUAAAAAGUACAUUAAGGAUAAAUAUCCUGUUGGUACUAAUUUUGAUGGUCAGUUCAAUUUAGCUGUUAAGCGUGGAUUGGAUGCCGGUGAGUUGUCACAACCAAAGGGCCCCGCGGGGUCUAUUAAGCUGUUAAAACGGGCAAGCGAGUCUGUACGCAAGCCUAUCUCAGAAAAGAAAGUUACUAAAAAGAAGGUUGCUACAGUGAAAAAGAUUAGUGGCAAGAAGGUUGCAACGGUCAAGAAGAUGAGCGGGAAAAAAGUUGCAACGAGUAAAGCGGUAGCUAAGAAACCUGCUGCUACUAAGAAAGCUGUAACAAAGAAGACAACGGUUAUCUCUAAAAAGGCCGCUGCUGGUAAAAGAGGAUCGCUUAUUAAGACGCGUAGGGCGGCAAAGAGAGCUGUGAAGAGCACCUAG
Messenger RNA from Eremothecium sinecaudum, 573 nucleotides. RefSeq names its product histone H1 (gene HHO1). Gene Ontology annotation, cellular component: nucleus; nucleosome. NCBI's taxonomy places the organism in Eukaryota, Fungi, Ascomycota, Saccharomycetes, Saccharomycetales, Saccharomycetaceae. Gene Ontology annotation, biological process: chromosome condensation; negative regulation of DNA recombination; nucleosome assembly. Bases 1 to 573 code for a protein of 190 amino acids. The record is from RefSeq and is a predicted model, not a curated record. Gene Ontology annotation, molecular function: structural constituent of chromatin; nucleosomal DNA binding; double-stranded DNA binding. The transcript has 2 exons.